UGUCAAGCAGGGCGCUGAGGCUGUGUCUACUGUGAGCUGUCCAUCCAAGUUGACAUGGGUCGAAGAAAAAGAAGUUCGACACCGUGGUUUUACUCCCGCAGUCUGUCCUGAACGGUCGACCCAAGUCUCAUGCUACUGCACUCCUUCCCUUGCGGGGCCGCGGACGGAUUCAAACACGAGUAUAAUGAACUAAUGAAUCACGGACACCAGAUAGUUGGAGAUAGUCGUACUAGGCUAAUUGCCUUGCUGAGUUGCUCAGCAUGCAGUACUCAUUAGUCAGCGAGGGACGGUUAAUUCUACUCUUUGACAUCGAUCGACGAGCGGCAGCCGGCAAAGACACAACGAUGGUGCUACCUCUCAACAAGACCCAACUAUUAUUCUUGGAGGCCCAACCGCACAACAGCGCUACAGUCGAAUCAUUGAAUCUCAACGAUCAUAUCGGGACAGUCGUUCAGGUCACCAUCAGGAGCAAGAACGCAAGUCCUUCGAAGGCGGAACUGGCUAUAUUCGCUAUAGAACAGCGCGAUAUCACGACGGCUAUAGAGACGCUACUACUUGGACAUGUUAAUGGUUCCGACUCGAAGAAGCUUCCCAAACGCGUGAUCAUCCGAGAAGACAGGCUGCUGGGAUACGUUCUUGUUGGCGAGCGACAGGAAUGGACGUACGGGCGACGUAAACAAUUCUACUGGGGCAGACAUCCGUUAAGGAGUGGCGAAGACAAAUGGGUAUUCUACUUCGAGACCACGAAAUUGCAGGUUAACUAUGCAGGGCGUCGAGUCUGAAAUUGUUUUUGUAGACCAUGGUCCAAUGUUUAUCAAACUAUCAGCAGUAUCGCUGUCG
Molecule: messenger RNA, 840 nt
Organism: Suillus subalutaceus
Lineage: Eukaryota; Fungi; Basidiomycota; Agaricomycetes; Boletales; Suillaceae
Exons: 4
Coding region: 261-782 (173 amino acids)
Source: RefSeq, a predicted model, not a curated record